Messenger RNA from Metarhizium acridum CQMa 102, 936 nucleotides. RefSeq lists its product as uncharacterized. The record is from RefSeq and is a predicted model, not a curated record. Gene Ontology annotation, biological process: protein phosphorylation. Lineage: Eukaryota; Fungi; Ascomycota; Sordariomycetes; Hypocreales; Clavicipitaceae. Gene Ontology annotation, molecular function: protein kinase activity.
AUGGGCCAGUCCAUUGGAAGUCUGUUCCCGCUUCGGUGGCGGUUGUGGCUUGGCAAGCUGCUCUUCCGCCCCCUUGGCCCGUCUACGUUCAGAGUCAGCUGGCAUCGCGUUAUCAAGGGACCAUGCGAUCCAACCGAAGUAGAGGCCAUGAAUUACGUCGCCGCCCAUACAACAGUCCCGGUGCCCAAAGUCUAUGCUGUUCAUACUGAGGGUCAACUGAUUUACAUAGAGAUGGCAUUUAUCCGUGGUGAAACCUUGGAGAGCGCCUGGGAUAAUCUGUCAAAAGGCCAGAUGACUGCCAUUUUCGACGAUCUCAAAAACCACUUGUCAAGCCUCCGCGCCCUUCAGCCCCCAGAACAGGGCAUGGUCUCCUCUGCACUCCAGAACCCGGCGUUUGACUGCCGCAUUGGAUUUCGGUUCUUUGGACCGGUAAGCCACGAUGGCUUUCACUCACUUACGCGAGGGCAUUUAAUCAUAGAAGAUGUCGAACCAUUUCUUGGCCAGGAAGUAGCAAAGACGCACACGUCCAGUUAUGCGACCCACUUUACCCAUGCAGAUCUAGCUCCCAGGAAUAUCAUGGUGCGCAACGGGCGAAUUUCUGCCAUCAUUGACUGGGGCUUCGCGGGAUGGUAUCCCGAGUAUUGGGAAUUUACGAAGGCACACUAUAAUCUGUUUUUUGGUCAAGACCUUUGGGAGGAAUAUAUGCGUCUUGUCUUGCCCUGCUAUGAGACAGAACUCGUUGCGGAGCGAAUCCUUUGGAGAAGACUACCAGAGCCGGGGACGAUUUCUAGCUCAUGGGCCGAUCACACCGUUUUCAAAAAGGGUUCAACUCCUUCCGCAGAAUGGUUGAGUAAAAGAGCCGGUCUCAAAUCAAUAGACUUGUGGUCUCUUGCUUUGGCUAAAGGAGAAUAUGACACUUAUGACACUCCUGUUUAA